Molecule: messenger RNA, 7094 nt
Organism: Strongylocentrotus purpuratus (purple sea urchin)
Lineage: Eukaryota; Metazoa; Echinodermata; Echinoidea; Camarodonta; Strongylocentrotidae
Gene: akap10
Product: A-kinase anchor protein 10, mitochondrial
Exons: 11
Coding region: 101-2302 (733 amino acids)
Biological process (GO): intracellular protein localization
Cellular component (GO): plasma membrane
Molecular function (GO): protein kinase A binding
Source: RefSeq, a predicted model, not a curated record
CAUCGCAAGAAAAGACGUAAUUCGGGAUGCAAAGUGUCAGCUAAAACUGCAUUAGAUUUACUAUUUUAUACUGGAGAUGACAAUAAAGUGAAUCAACAUCAUGCCCCUCUUUAAGAGGAAAUCGGUUGUAGAAAAAAAAGUGCAGCAGCCGACAGCUGUACGACAGACGUCACAGCAUGGAUCUCCACCAGGAAAGACAACCCAGCAGCAACAGAGAGGGCAGCAACAGCAGCAUCCGCAGCAACAGCAGCAUCCGCAGCAACUCAAGAACAGCCCUCAGCAUGCUGGUCAUAGAUCACCAAACUCCAAUCAGUCUGGCCAGCCUGGCCCUAGACCUGGUCCUAGACCUGGUCCUAGACCGGGUCCACCUGGCCCAAGACCUGGUCUUCCUGAUGGAGAUUCCAGGAGAGUGGAGAGGAUCGAUGAUGGCACAGCUGCCAUGGCUGCAAGCAAGAACCUCAGAGAUAGUCGGAUGGCAGCAGGUGCCCAGUUCAGCAAUGACGAGAGUGAUGCAUUAGGAGAUUUGGGCAAAGGGGUUGGUAAGCUGGAGACGACAGACCAGCCCGUCAAUCGAUCCCGUCUAUGUAAGAGCUUGAACGAAGCCCUGCACGAUAACGGAGCCCUGCCCUACUUCAUUCAAUACAUGGCGUCCUGUGACAGGAAACAACUCGUCCAGUUCUGGCUAGCGGCAGAGAGCUUCAGCAAUGCCUCUUGGUCCAAAAUGAGAAACGACUCGAUGAUCAUGGGGGAUUCCUCGGUUGCUGGAAACCAUAUAACAACAACAAUACCAGAGGAUCGAUCAGAGAAUGUGGAUCAAACUCGGAGCAAAGAAACAAACUCGUCUGUGAUUAAUAGCAAAGAGACAAUGUGUAAUUCGAGUGAACCGUCACCGGGAAGCGGUUUAACGAAAACGAAAAAUAACAAUAUUGACUUGCCAAAUGUGGAUGAAAGUUAUUCAUCUAGUAAAGACACAAGAGUUGCAGUGGAGCCCCCUGUAUCUGUGCAGAAGGAGAGUGAAUCACCAAGUAGAUCUCCUCAAAAGACUCACACGAGGGCGAUGUCCGAUUCAGCUGUAGGUGUCGGCAAGAUGUUUGGUAGUGGUGCCAGUUUCCAGCCAGGUCAUCAGAGACAUAACUCGUGGAAAGAAGUGGACCCAAGAACGGCGGUGGAGAGAGAUGCCAUUAACAUAUACACCAGGUACAUCUGUAAAGAUGCCACAGCACCCAUCGGGGUACCCGAACAUAUUAGAAUAGAUAUUAUAGCCAAGAUUUGUCCCAAAGAUGGCCAGUUUGAUCCAGACAGUUUCAAAGCGGCCCAGAACUAUGCAUUCAGUGUUAUGGAGAAGCAAUAUUUCCAGUCAUUCCUGAUGAGUGAAUUCCAUUGUAAAUAUCAGAUAGAUGUACUAACAAGUGGGCGUGUCUACCUGGCAGACAUACUCUACAACGAUGUAGCCACCUUCUACUUCAUGGAGUACCUGGAGCAAGAGAAUGCCGUCCAUCUGCUGCAGUUCUGGUUGGCCGGAGAGAACUUUCAGCAGCAUUUGUUAUCGCAGCAAGGGCAGUACGACCCUAUGGAGGCUCAGAAUGAUGCUAUGGUGCUCUAUGAAAAGUAUUUUUCAUUACAAGCUACCAGCCCUCUAGGCUUCGAUGAUAAGAUCCGAUUCGAGGUGGAGAGUAAUAUAUGUCGGGAAGGUGGACCGCUACCAUCAUGCUUCUCUGCACCCAUGAGACAAACCUAUACUACACUAGAAACAAUGCAUUUUCCUGGGUUCCUGCGCACCGAUCUCUACUACAAGUUCCUCAACGAGCUCAUCAGCAACAUCAAGAAUGAGCAAGGGUCUAUGGCUGCUGCGGCAGGGUCUGUUGCCACAGCCCUGGAAGACGAUCAGUCGUCCGUCUCCUCUGAGCCCGCUACCAAGGGGAUGCGCAACACCCUGCUGGCUGAGGGCAAUGUGGUCAAGCUCUUUGACGGGGAUCUUAAUAUCGACCAGAUGAAGUUUGAUCCAGACUCUCUCUGGCAGAGACCUCAAGCAGGGAAUACCGGUAUGAUGUUUGGCAAGAUGGAUCAUCUAGGUCAGUUUGUACCUGAAUAUGAACCGGAUCCAGAAUCACUUCUGAAGAGAAACUUGUCUACUAAAUUCUCUCUCAAGAAAUUUGUCACCAAAGAGGAAGAUAAGAGUAAAGAAGAGAUGGCUCUGAAGAUAGCCCAGAUGAUCAUCAACGAUGUCAACAUGCAAACCCAGGGAUUAGCAGGAGAGGAUAUACCGUCCCCUACUGCAGCUAAACCACCACAGGGAUUAUAGCACAGGAUACCAUACUUAUCUCAUCAGAAAAGAUGAUUAAAGGGCCAGUCCCCCAGUGACUGAUAAUGAUAAUGAUAACUGCAAAUGAUUCCCGAAAGAUUCUUGAAGGUAUUUGAUAUUGGAUGAAGUAAUGCCUCUGAUGUGAAAAAAUAGGUGCUGAAGUCUAAGUAGCGUAAAUCAUAGUGUAUGGAGAGAUAUUGUUGUGAUGCAUGCAUACAUGCGAUCAGGGUCAUUGGUCAAAUUUGUGACUUUGUGCAUUUCCUUCCAAUAUAUAAUCUCUAUGGGAGGGAACUAUAUGGAGCUCUAUGAAAUGACUAGACUAAUCAGGAAAAUAUUUGGUGACGUAAUUAUCUCUCUCAACGAGGUUUGGAGUAAAUAAAUGAGAUAGGACCUGCAACACCGAUAGCCAUUACAUUUUUGGUGUAAAACUUCAGGAGGCUGAUUUGAGAAAAGUUUAUAGUUGAAGUUAUCAUUAUCAUUAUUGGUCGAAUGGGACCAGUCACAAAGUUUUGCAUGGUGUUUGUAAGGUGUUCAAAGUUGGUGUGUAUCAUUUUAAUAUAUAGGACAAUUUGAUUCUCUUGCCAAAUGAAUACAACUUGUUAGCAUCUAGAUGGAUAUAUAUGUAUGUUGACUUCAGUUCAGUUGUAUGAAGUGUUGCAGCUUGUAGUGAUAGAUCGAUCAAGAUUUGAGAGUCACAUGACAGUGUCAUCUGUCUCUUGAUGGAUACCUUUAUACCUGGACCAGUUUCACAAAGCCGUUUUCAAUGACAAAUGACAAAAAUCAGUGACAAAUCUGCUGAUAACCAAUCAGAAACAAAGAUUUCACUAGCUUAUAACAAAAACUGUCAUUUGUCAUCGAUGACAAGUUUUGUGAAAUGGGUCCCUGGAAACCUUGGUCAGCAUAUGAUGAUCAAUAAUGAUGUGCAAGAGGGUUCAGUCUUGAUGACAGCAAUUGCAUACUGGGUUGUCUCACAUUUUCCAAUCGUGGAGGUUGUUAACUACUUGUUUAAUGCAGCUUGUUAGUGUAGACAUAAGCAUAUACAGGUACCGUAUUUGCCGGCGUUAAGGCCGCAAUGCCGUAUAGAAAGUGACCCUGUUAAAAAGCUUGUCAUGUUCUUUCCAUUGCAUAUUAUUACAUCCCUAAUUACAACCAUUGUAAGCUUUAAUUAGUAGAGAAUAGGGACAUAAGUUGGGAAAGUGUCUUUUUUGCCUUGCUGGUAAUGGUUUUCCAUUAGAAUUACCCUUCAUUUAAAAAAAUUUAAAUCUUAAUGAAUUCUUUAAUGAAUGGAAAUAAGAAGGGUCUGCUUAAUCACUUGGAAAUGGAAUUAUGUAAAAGCUUUUUUCAAAUUAUUGUUGGUAUUCUUCUGUUCUUCCCUGUUGAAUUUUUCACACAGUUGAGCAUUAAUUGAAUAUGCCUCAUACAUACCACAUGUAUUCACAUUGUGUGUAGUUUUCGCAUUCAAAUCAUAACAUCAAUUAUUGUAUACAACUGGCUUACAGUCUACAGGCCAUUUGAAAUAUACAUUUAGGUAAUAGGUCACCAUGGCUUAAUAUUGAAAUCAAUAGGUACAUUAUAUUCUGAGGAACUGAUAUAUAUAUCUAGCUUCUAGUAUGGUCGUCUGUCCGUCCAAGAUUUGAACUCUACAUGUGUAACCAAUGAGUUUUAAAUCACUUUAGGUAUAUUAGAGGGUGUGCAUUGCUAUCAUUUUUCCAUUCGGGUGAAGCUUGUGAUAGUUUAUAUAGUUUGACAUUUGAGCACAGCAAUCUUCAUAAGUUAUAGCUCAUGAAGAGUUCUAUUCAGUGAAUGGCAUUUCAAGAGGUACUGGUUUACGUAAAUUGAUUCUAAAUUCAAUAAUUGUGCGUCGAUAUCAGAACAUUCAAUCUCAUGGAAUGAAUUUACACAGUUCAAACCACUUUUGUCAUUUCGAUUGGUGGCUAGCGUUUUGCUGGGAUGCACUGGUUGUAAUAUGUGAACCCUCGAGCUGAAAAUAGGCCUGUCACGGCUUGCUGGUGGGGGCCCGAUUCUAACUGAAAAGCAUGAUAGUCUGCCAAUGAUGGAGUAAUUACUGAUGUAAUCCUUUGUGUUCUUUUGUGUCAUAUUGGUGUUAUUAUGUGAAAGAUGUGAUCAAAUCAAUGAAAGCAAUAUUAAUUAUGUGUUAUUAUAAGUGGUUGUGUCUACUUUUGUGUGAUGUACAUACUUCAGGAAGUAUUUUAUCAAGAUUGUGAUGACUCUUAGCAGUGAUACAAGUAUCUGUUGUUUCUCAUUACAAGAUGUAAAUUGUGAUUUAAGAUCAAACAGGCCUGUUUUAAGUUAUAAACAGAAUUUAUUAGCCAUUGUUAUAUUGUGACAAGGUAUUGUGAGUUACUUUUUUUCUUGCUGCUAAAUAACUUGAGUAAAUAACAUAUGUUGCUCAGUGGUAGAGCAGUGGUUUCGUAACCAGGAGGUCCUGGGUUCAAAACCAAGUUGAUGCGUUAGUGCCCUUUGGUACGGCAGUAUUCCUUAUUACUAAGUCCCUCACGUAGGAAUAAGGCGUCUGUCCCCUGUUUGCUUACAUGCUUUCUCGGCAGUCGGGUUAAACCUACCAACCAACCAACCUACAUAUAUAAAAAAAGAAAUUGCAGAAGAUCAUACUUUUAUUAUGUCUUCAAAACCGUCAUUAUGGUAUGCUUGAUACAGCAAUAUAAUUUAGUUGAAUAGCCAAAAGCAUCAAUAGGUCACUUGAAAUGGGUUUGUCGCAGUAGUGGGUUUCGACAACCCCAAAUUUCCCAUCAAUGAAGGGGGAAAAAAAAGAAGAAGGGGGGGGGGGGGGAGAAGAAGAGUGAGAGGAACGCCCCAAAAUAAGGUUGAAAGUGUUUCAAAUUUGCUUACUAGGAUUUUUGUUUUUUCAGAUUUUUAAAUAAGAAAGAGAAAAUUGAAAGGUUGGGGGUGGUCGUGGAGGGGUGUUACACUUCCCCUGUAGCAACACCCUUAAUCAUUAUUGUGUGUGCUUAGAUUAUUGCUGUCAACCAUUGCAUGACAUUGUUACCAUUCAUUCCAUUGUAAACAGUAUUGAAAUAUAAAUGUAAUGCUAAAUAGAGGUAUCAAAUAUAAUUUCUUGUGUUAUUCCACAUUGUAUUGUAUUCCAUCAUAUUGCUAGUUUUAAUUAGAAAUAAAAGGUUUUUGUUUUAUUUUUUACUGUCUUGUAGUAGAAUAUCAUGUAUUUUUACCUCAUGAAUUUUGGUGAAUAUUCUUUAUUUUUAUUAAAGAAAUACCUCCAGAAGCUACAUGUAGAAUAAUAUGUAGAAAUGAAAUAGGCAACAUUCAUUAUCACUUAAGGACUUGAGUUCUGUAGAUAACAAACAUUUAGAAUAGUGAAAAUGGAUUUUUACUUUGCCAUGCUCACCUAUGCUGCAUCUCUGGAAUUUCUUUCUUUUUGCAACUUUGAAUUUCCCAUGCUUGCGUAAACUAGUGUUCAUCGUUUUAUAUUGCCUAGAAAUGCUAUCCUCCAUUAUACAUGUAGACAUUAUUUUUAUACAGAGGUGCAGCUUAUAUAUUCAUGAUAUACCUGUAAAAGUUUUUAUUAAAGUGUACUAAAAUUAUGUUCUUUACGUUAAGAGCUCAAAUGUCUCUACAUUAUAUUCAAAAUAUGAACUUCAAAUAUUACUUCUAUAAACAGAUACUGCAAAAUGAAACACUCAUAAUUAACACAAAAAGGUUUUUGCACAGGAUUUAUGUUAUUCUCCAUGGUCUCGGUCUGUUGGCCUAUACAAUGCCAGGUUAAAUUCUUUAAGGUCAUUUUAUACAUUCUUGCUAUAACCAAAUUAUUUUUAAGUGAUUGGUACACUUUAAAUUCAAAAAUGUUAUUUGUUCAUUGAUAGCUGCUUCGUUUUCCCUAUUCCUGAAAGUGCAUAGGGACUGCAUUUAUGGUGAUAUGCAUGAUAUAAAUACAGUUUGUUAGUAGUAUUAUUGUUACUUACUUAAGGUGGGUUCCACUCUAUUGGUUGUGAAAGUAAUAGGAGUAGUGUAUUGAUAACACUUAUUCAAUGAAUCAACCCUUUCAAUACUAUGAUUCUCUUUUAUGUAGCAAAUACCCAUAUAGGUUAAUUUGUGUUCAAAAGAAAUACAUUGUAUUGAAUUAGUUUGCAUUGAAUUCCCUGUCACAGGUUGGGAGCUACUCGAGGAAUUUUGAGAAUUCCAUAUUUUUUAGCAAUUGAUCAUAAUAUAAUUAUACAUUUUGUUUCAAGCCAGGCUUCCGAACAUAUGGGAAGAGAGAACUAUAACUGUGAAUGAAUAGUAGUGCUAUAUAUAUAUAUAAUAAUUCUUGUUUGAUGAAUUUAUUUCUGUGCUUAUAUAUUUAAGAAGUUAUAGAAGAGAUUGUUAAAUUUUUUAAUAAUUAUUUUUUGUUGCUGUAAAUUAGAAAUUUAUUGGCGAGACUUAGUCUUUGAAUUUUAGAUCAUUAAAAACAUCAUUUUUUUCCUGAAGAUUUGCAAUCUUAUUCAAGGUUCAUGAAAGCAAUCAAGGCUAUGUAUGGGUGAUGAUGUAAUGUCGAAUGAUAAAAUGUGGAACUCGUCAGUUUACUAUUGCUCGAUAUACCACAGUGAUUAUGAAAUGUCCAAUGUAUAUAUCCAUGACCAUUUUGUCCAUUGGAGGUGUUUUAUAUGUGAAAUCUUAUGCGAUCCAAGACGUUUUUGUAUGUGAUGUUGAAUUAUCCCAGCAUGAUAUUGCCAAUCACUAAUAAUACAGGUCAAAGAAAUAUAUGUACUGUACAUGUAUGGAAUAUUAUCAGAAAUAUAACAUUUUUGAGUAUAUGUUA